GCUCCAUCUCAAAAGUUGUGCGAAUAGCCAUAUACACCCAAAAUGGCAAGCAAUACGCCUAAGGAACAUGCGGAUAAUGCAGGGAGCGACAGUGAAGACGAGGAUGUCUUCCAUGAUGCUAGAUUUCCCGCUGAAGAAGAAGCUCAACUCCUGGAGGAAUCUCACUCUAUAAAAGCCGAAGCCAAUAAGCUGUUUACUGCGGCUUGCUAUGACCAAGCAAUAUCCUGCUACGAUCGUGCCCUUGCCUCGUGUCCGAAUUACCUCGAUUACGAAGUCGCCGUGCUACGGAGUAAUAUGGCUGCGUGCUACCUGAAGCUGGAAGACUGGAAGGCCUCCGUUGAUUCAGCAACGGCAUGUCUUGACUGUCUAGAGAAAGUGAUCCCGUCGGCGACUGAGAAUUCCGACGCUCCCCAAGAAAAGCAGCACGAGUCGGUCUCGACAGAUUCCGUGGUGGAAAUAACUGGCGACGAUGAAGAGGCAGAACAAGAAGAGCUCAAGCGGCUGCAGAAGGUUGAUGAGAGGAAAAAUGACGUUAUGCGAAUUCGGGCAAAGGCACUUAUGCGACGCGCACGAGCAAAGUCGCAGCUUAACGGAUGGGGGAACCUGCAAGGAGCCGAAGAAGACUACAAGUUGCUUGCCAGUAUGGACAAUUUACCGCCCGAUGAUAGGCGCAUUGUGCAAAAGGCUCUUCGGGAGCUUCCGGAUAAGAUAGCAAAGGCAAGAGAAAAAGAAAUGGCGGAGAUGAUGGGCAAAUUAAAAGACCUGGGUAACGGAAUCCUCAAGCCAUUUGGGCUUUCGACUGAUAAUUUCAAAUUCACCCAAGAUCCGAAUACGGGUGGAUAUAGCAUGAACUUCCAGUCUUAGACUAGCGUUUCAUCCAUGCAUUCUGUCCUAAUAUUCUAUAAGCGUUUUGCGUUGAAUUAGACGUUUCUUUUCUGCGGCAUUGUUGGUGGCACCGAGGGGGAUAGAAGAUUUUAUUCAUUUCUGAAAUAGUCUUAUCUACGUCAUGGUGAAAUUUGGCUUUCCCUCUCUUUUUGGAACCUUCUAAAGCAUUCAUCCUUCACAGUGAGCGCCGUUUAUGAUCGGCCUGGCGCCACAAGUGGAUGAGGCAUCUCUACAGGGAAUACUGAAUUCUCAGUUCCAAUAUCAAACUUCACUCUCUGGUUUGAUUGCAUGGCAGGUCAUAAGGUACAGGUAUAGGUGACAAACGCCAAUCAUCCUACGAUCUCCCAGGGACUUACAGCCGAAAACCCAUCGGAAGGGUUUUACUACGAUACCCAUGUCUAUCGAGUUACAUCCCUUGUGAAUUAUCCUAUAUAAGGGUGGCACUUACACGGAAGAUGGGGUACCUUCCAAUUUGUCGGAUACCUUCAGAAAAGGUCGAAUCAAUGAGUGACUGAAUAAGAUGGAUACAUACAACCGUUCCAUACCUUCAGCCGAUUUCUUCCUUUGCAAUGCUUGAUUCCCAUGCUGGGAGUAGUCUGUGCACCUUCUACGAUUUCCUUUACCUUUGGGACUAAGAAUUUGUCAAAUCCGUAUAUCAAAUAGAUGGUUUUGGAAGAGAAACAUUAAAUUUAAUAGAUAAUUCACCAGCAA
Molecule: messenger RNA, 1596 nt
Organism: Aspergillus caelatus
Lineage: Eukaryota; Fungi; Ascomycota; Eurotiomycetes; Eurotiales; Aspergillaceae
Exons: 3
Coding region: 43-864 (273 amino acids)
Molecular function (GO): protein binding
Source: RefSeq, a predicted model, not a curated record